UCCAUUUGAAUUUGAAUUGGACUGGACAUCUACAUUAGGUCCAAAGUCCAUUAGUCCAUUAUUGGGAAUUGAACAAAGUCCAAUUCCAACACUGACAUUGGUGGGUGGUUUAGGAGAUGGUUAUACCUGGUAA
Messenger RNA from Funneliformis caledonium, 133 nucleotides. Lineage: Eukaryota; Fungi; Glomeromycota; Glomeromycetes; Glomerales; Glomeraceae. The record is from the annotation of a GenBank genome assembly.